Messenger RNA from Pediculus humanus corporis (human body louse), 1734 nucleotides. RefSeq lists its product as uncharacterized. Gene Ontology annotation, biological process: microtubule nucleation; mitotic cell cycle. Gene Ontology annotation, molecular function: gamma-tubulin binding. Gene Ontology annotation, cellular component: spindle pole; ciliary basal body; centriole. NCBI's taxonomy places the organism in Eukaryota, Metazoa, Arthropoda, Insecta, Psocodea, Pediculidae. The transcript is spliced from 3 exons. The coding region runs from base 1 to 1734 and encodes 577 amino acids. The record is from RefSeq and is a predicted model, not a curated record.
AUGAACGUUGAAACAAUUCAAACUAAAAUUAAAACCGCUGAAAUUAAAGACGUGGAAGCAGAUUUUAGUUGUUUACCUGUUUGGAGCCAAAAUAAUAUAUUUGUGGUUAAAGUGGCCGUUACAAAAGACGAAUAUUCAUCUCCUGUUUCGAUUUCCAUUUCAACAAAAAAUCCUACUCACGGAAGAAUAACAUGGAGUGGAGAUGGUAAAUGGUUAUCUGUUGCUCCUUACGAUGAAGGAAAUGGACCACUGCCUAUUUUUAAAUUUUCGGAUAAUGAAUUAAAACCUAUGAAAUACAUUUUACUACCUAAUGUUACUUCUGCUUCAUUUUUUAAUUGGACAAAUAGAAUUUUAGCUGUUGGAAAUAAAAGUGGGGAAAUAUUUGUUUGGGAUGUGAUUGAUAAAAAAAUAUCUGUUAAAGUUGAAUAUGUAGAAUCUCAGCCUGUUGAUUUUGUAUCUGUUAAUUCUGAUGAUACUUAUUUAGCUACAGGAAGUUUAAGUUCUAAUAAAAUAUGUAUUCAUAGUUUGAAAACGAACAAAGUAGUUAAUAAAAUUUGUUUGCCUAAAUCCAAGCAAACAUCUAGUGUAAAAUUUUGUUUGUGCAAAAAAAAUUAUUUGGGUGCCUCUUCAAUCGAUAGUACUGUAUGUGUAUGGGAUAUCACAGCAUCAGAUUUUAUAUUUAAAAAUUGUCAUGCUCACACUGGUGCAUGUACGGAUAUUUCAUUUUCUCCAAUUAAUUAUGAUGUGAUAGCUUCUGUGAGUUUGACUAAAACUUUAAAAAUCUAUGAUAUAAGGGAAAAAAAAUCAAUAUUGGAUGUUAAUUUAGAAGAACCAUUAAAUUGUGUAGAUAUUAUUCUUAAUGGUGAUAAGGUUGCUUUGGGGACUACAGGUGGCUCCAUCAUAAUAUACGACUUAAGAGCAGAUAAAGUUUUACAAACUAUCAAAGCACAUAAUGGGCCUGUAUUGUCGGUUAAAACACAAAAUUUAAAAAUUGCAAAAUCAUACAGGGAGGUUGAAAUGAAUACACCAGACAUUAUAGAAAAUCCUUCUAAAACAUUAGAUAUCUCUGUAAUGGAUGUUUUUUCACCGAUUAGCAGAAAUUUCGAUAAAGAUUUAUCUGUAAAUUUUAAUAAUCAUACUACUUCGCUUGUUCGUCCACAAUCAACUCCUAAUUUUGUUAUUACUAAAGUUAAUUCUUCUACUCCUUAUGAAGAUUCAUUUUUUAAAAAAGUUUUGUCUCCAUUGCCGAUUCAAAAAAGUGCUUUUUUGGGUUCAACAUCUCAGUCUUCUCCAAACCUUUAUCCUAUAGAUGAGAAAACAAAUUCUUCGAAUCAAAAGAUUCUUAGUGUCAUGGAUCGUGAGAGAUGGUUUUAUACUGAUAUCGAAGAAAGGAAUUUGUACUAUAGUGAUGUUAUUAGUGAAAUUCAAAAUUGUAAAGAAGCUGUGUUAAGUGAAAUAAACUCUCUUAAAAAAGAAGUGAUUGAUAUUAAGUGUAAUUUUGAUGAUAGGUUUAAAACUUUAGAGAAUAAUUAUGAGAAUUUAAAAAAAAUUAUAACCGAAGAUAUCCAGCAAAGUAUUUUAACUGGGAAUUGCAAUACAAAAAUCGAACAUAGUUGUCAAAGAAUAUUACUAAAUGAGUUAAAUGAAUCUUUUAUUAAUGCAGAAGCAAAAAUUAGAGAAGAAAUAAAACAGAAUGCGCUUAGAUUGAAACACAUUUAUGAUCAAGUUAAGUAA